AUGAUCGUCCGGUAAGUCCCGCCUUCUCCGCACAUAUUUUCUGCCCUUAUUCCGUAUCUGUGACUGUUUCGUCCUCUCCUCCUCAGCUACAAGCCGGAUCCGUCUGCAGAGGCCACAACGAAUGGGACAAACGUCUGUCUCCUCACACCAGCCAAACAGGCAAACAAUGUGGUCGGUGUCGAUGAGAAAACUGCGGCCUCUACGAUGGAAAAAAGUGUCAAGGAGGGUCACAUGCUGGAAUAUCUACAGCACCAACAACAGUCGCAGCCACCAGGUACGGCACUUUCUGCCUUAUUAUAAGUAAAUAGACAUCGUAUAUUUCAACCAACAGCGCUUUGCGACUGUUCGACCGUCGAUGUCGGCGAUGUUCACCGUGGGCUACACAGCUAGGUGCGACAGGCACGUUUAAUUGCGCAUGAAUUAGUUUAUAGUCACAGUAGGCUUUCGCAGCAUCUUCAUCACUUUAUCUCCCCCACUCUCCAGCUGGACCCGGUGUCAAGACAUAGUCAAGAAGACCGGAGGCGGAUGAGGGCGUAGGUGGUUGGUACGGUCGGACCCGCACCUAGGCGGGCGACCACAUCGCCUGGUUCACAACAUACACUUGACCAGGAUUUUUUCACCAACAACACUACACCAACAGGGAUCAGAAGGACAAGGAUGACUGGGCAGCCAUGUCCACUAUCUAUAUACCCAGCGGCGGCGCAAGCUAAUCUAGCGGCAGGGAACCAGGUGUCAGGGAACUGCCAGCACAUAGCAGACUGCGAAGGCAUAGCACAUGCUUUCAGACAUUUGAUCUAGAAGGGCGACACCUGGCCCUGCAUUUAGCCUGAGCCGUCAAUCUUCAAGGUUGAGUAACGAAACAGUCGUCUACUAAGAGGCACUACCCAUAAAGCACACACAAACACUCUCCUCACAUGUAUGAGAGUGUCACAGGUCGCUUGAGAAGGGGUCGUUACAGUCUGGCUCGCAGCCCACCAGUCCGCCACUCCACACAACACACACAACUGGGCAGACUGCGUGGACUGAGUUGGUUCCUCAGUCGUCUGCCUUCAGAACCACGGCGCUCGACGCACCGUCUUCGUCUCAGACUCCUAUCAUGCAUGCAGCUGGUGGGUCGCAUGGAGAAGGAGUCUAGGCGCGCACUUGCGUGGGAGGUGACAGUUGGGUGCUUGCAGUGGGUGAUGUUGAUAUGCGUCUAGAUGCGGGUGAUGGAGGAUGUGAUGGUGUGGUGCAGCCGGCGGUUAUCUAGCGCAGGUUUUCGUGGACGCGCCGAAUAGGACCAUGCAGUGCAUGAGUGUAAGAGGGCAGUGUGAACAGUGGAGGUGGAUGCGACGAGUGUAGGUUGGUGCUCCAGGCCCUGGUUCGGUAGUGUCUGCGCGAUGGAUUCGCAAGUGUCCGACCAUGCCGAUGUGUGAGAUGAAGGUGCGAUCGCAAGGAGGACAGGGUAUGGGCCGAGUCCUCAUCACUGGCGUUGACCGUGGUGGUGGUGGUGGUGGUGGUGGUGGUGGUGGUGGUGGUGGUGGUGGUGGUGGUGGUGGUGGUGGUGGUGGUUUUGUGGUGAUGUGUCAGGAUUGUGUGCACAAAGCCAAACAUUUACCUGCGGUCGAUAGUUGAACUCCAAUUGUUAUUUCCCUGUUUUCAGGCCAUACGGUGGGUAUUCCGUCGGUGGUUGAUCCCAUGGGCCAUGGCAGUUCCGCGGACGCGGCUAGCAGGGGGGCCACUGGGAGUAGCAUCAGUUCCGUCGUGUCCCUUCUGUCACCGGUGAAACACAGUGCUGCCUACUUCACGACGAGUCCCCUUUCCAACGCACCGCCUAUGCAGAGUCAGCUGUCUGACGUGAGUCGUGGAUAUUUUCCUGUUUUCAUUGGAUCCACUUUUAUUUCGUCUAUCUCUGUCGUGCCCACUUAACUGAUUUCAAGUCAUUGAUUUAGGAUAUACAUCACAUUCGGUGAUGGUAGGGUAUGUAACCCCCCUUGGAUAGUUGUUCAGAAAUCUGCCUUCUCAUCUAAUUCAGGCGGGCGUGGCUCGUAACCGUUACAUGAUGCGUGGAUUCUCACCCUCACUAGCUUUAAUGACAUUUAAGGCGCCCAUAUUAAGCUAAAAGUUAGGGCUAUGUUUGAGGUAAGAGUUAGUGUUAGGAGUUGGGUUACGCCUAGGGCUAGGGUUGUCAGUCCUGGACCAUGGUUUGGAUUUGGGGUUGAGACUGGGAUUGGAGUCUUGGUUUAGGGUUGGAGUUGUAGGAUUGGGACCGGGGUUAAGGUUGGAGUUUUACGAUUAGUGUUAGGGAUGUUAGGGUUAAGCUAAAGCUUGAGUUGGGGUUGCGGCUGCGUUCGUGUUUGACUUAAGUGUUUACGGGUUAGGAACUAGGGCUACCCGCGGCUGCCGUUAGAGCUGCAGUUGACCACGGCUUUCCCAGUGGGGUUACAUACUAUACCCUUACCUAUCACACUUGUUGCCACUUGUCCAAUCAGAACGCUGCCUGCAUUCUCAUUGUUUUUGCUGGUCUCAAAUCACUUUUUACCCGCAUGCUUGCUCCUGGCUUACUCUGGCUGGCUAUCAUUCAUAAUCCAAUCUUUUGUAGCAGCGGUCUAGAAGAACUCCAGAAGAAUGCCGCGAUUCGGUUAGUUCGCGGAGUUGCAAUACUACCUUGAACAUUCUGCACAUUCGUAUCUCGAGUUCCUUCAUUCAAUCUACUGAAUUCCUCGCACCUGUAAAGGUCUAGGUUAUAUGGGUUUUGAACCACUUUUGUCUCUGUUUCUCCGUGCUUCGUCGUCUUGUCGGUAAGGAGGAUGGUCACUGAUGGGAGAUAGGGGGUCUUUGGGUCCCACGGGUUAGCUACCCAAUAAUUUUCUGCGUUUCAGCGACCAGUGGUGCUUAUCAGGCGAACUGACCAGUGAAACGUCUUACUGUCUAAUAAGCAAGCUGUCGUAUAGUUCACGACCACUUAUACAUCCAGCCCCACAAAUUCAAGUCCACUUGUUCUUGACCGCAGUUUUGCUUAGACCGACCAGGUCAUUGUAUUACGGCGUAAAAAAGAGGCAAUGUUUAAUGUGGACAAGAUAUUAUCACAAAGUGGUAAUAAGGAUGGUCAAAGGAUGGCCGUCCGACGCUUAUUGGACCACCUAAUGUGUCAGCCUUUCUGCGCAUCUGAAGUUGGUUUGUGGUGCAAUGUAGACGCUACGUUGUGUUCAGCUCUUAGUGGCUGUCACCCUCUACUAAUAGAGUGUCGACAACCCUAUGAUCAAUGCUCAUGACUCGAUUUGUUCGUAAAAUUGACGAGUAUAGAUUUCGCGGACGAGCUUUCUGCAUUCCGUAGCCUGGAUUCUAGAUAAGUCGGACGAUGCCCAGUGAGACCGAAAAGUCGAUCGCCGCUUUCUAAAAGUGCCGGAAGGAGGAGGAACCAGACUUCUCAGGGGAAAAGAGCAGUACUACGUAAUGUAGCUCCAAGGAACAGUAGCAUAUAUGCAAUCAAGCAAGAUUUGGCGUUGGAGAUUUCAAAGACACUGCAAUUCACUGGAUCAUAAAGUGUUCGUCUCUGUGUUUAUCAGAAGCUUAGACGACUAAUUCAGUUGACGAAGUAUCACAAGGCACAACCAAUACGCUGAUCUGGGGAUCACGCCAUCUGAACGGAUCAGUGGCAUUGGGUGACCUUCUCCAACGAAGAGGGAUUUAAUUUGGAUGGUCCGUACGGUUGGAACCAUUUCUGACACGCUAUACCCGUAAAGAACCGGAUAGCUGUAAACGCCAACCCAACGCCUGCCCCUGCUGAAGAUGUCGGCUGGGAAAGUCGAGGUAAUGACGUCCGUUAGACGGGUGAAGCACUCCUUGCCAUGCUCGUAAGCCGUGUCUGUAUGGCCAUAGCCUUGCUGUUAUAUCCCAGUUCCAGCUCAAGACGUAACAUCUUCUUCGGUUCCGUGGAGAUCACUUCCCUUCAUUCAUUCCCAUCCAUCGUGCGUACUGGUAAAUGCUAAUUUCCUUGGUAGGGGACGCUCACCGAUCGUUCAUACGGAACGAGUGAGUUCCGUAAAAACGAUCGGUGAGCGCGCCCCCCCCCCCCCCUACCAUUGUAUAUUCCCGAUGGAAAACCGACAUGGCAACGGGCUCGUGGCCCAGUGGUUAGAGGCGUGGAUAUAUAACAGGUCGAGAGUUCGAGGCUCGGGUGUUCAACACUUCGGGCUUGGGUAUGGCUGGCUGACGACGGCUAAUAAGCCAGAAAUGGCCAUUGCAGUCUCCCUUGUCUUUGUCGGUAAUAAAAUACUGCUAAUUUCCUUCUUUAUGACUCCUGGCGUUUUCCAUUCACUCCACCCAGGGAGCAGUUUUCCCUACCUGACUACUAUUACACUGACAUUUUUGUCUGGUCUCUUUGUAGGUGAGCCGGUACACGUACCCUCCGCCGGACCCCUGUCGACCAGUCAUGGUGGCCCAGCCGGGUGGCCUGCCCGGAUACCAGCCAACCUGUCCGCCACCUCCAGGCACCGCUGCCUUCUAUACGGGCGGUGCCGGAGGAUACGCCCAGCCGACACCACACGAUGCUGUGCCUCUCAACUACUGUCCGACUGGAGGCAACUUCAUCCGCGCCAACCUGCCUCCGGUGCCUUUCCUUGCCAGGCCCACUGAUGGCGAUGGUGUUGUCCGAUCCGGGCCCCGAAUCGAUCUCGGUGCUGGGGGUCAGUCCACCUCAAAGCCUCGCCUUAUCUUGCUGCUAUGCCAGGGCCUGCUUUAGUGACUGCGUUUUCAGGUCGCUGGCCAGGUAGCAAUGUGAGCGUAGGGAGACUGAAGCGACUCUAAGGACGAUCCGCUAGUUGUUGCGGUUGCGUUCCCUUCUGUAGUGGCGAAGUGUACAGACGAGGACCUAUGGGAUUUGAACUCAUCGCUGCAAACUUCAUCGAAAGUACCGCGUAAUGUCUCGCUGCCAAGGUGUAGGACCGGUGUAGCCCCAGAUGACCAAAAUUAAAAAAAUACGUGGAUAGAUAAGGAUCAAGAUGCAUUCGGAUCAUAUACAGUGAGUGGCCGAUCUUAUGAAAUGUUGGCUGAAAUUCUGAAAUGCGUUUUUGGUUAAUGAGGAUUGUGUAGGCACAGUUGUAAUAAUGAUUAUCUUUCGGCAUAGUCCUAUAAUAUUUUCGGACUCGGCAGGAUGUCAGUUUUUAGAUGCACUGCUUUUCUAUCUGUAGAAACCGUACUCGGUAAAAAAAAUGACUAUUUAAGUAGCAUGAAUUUUUUGCUAUGAUUUUCGGCGUUCUUGAAAAUUCAAACAUGUUUUAUAGCAGUUACGAAUAAAAAUAUGCUUUCUUUCAGUCGUUUAAUAGAGAAUCACGUCAUCUUUAUAUUUUAUACUCAAAGAAGGACUAUAACUAGGUUUUAAAAAGUUUCUAAUUGUGUGAUUUUUUGAGACCGCACAAUGUCCAUUCAUGCAGCGUCGUUCCUGUCCGUUUACCACUGCUCGUCAUGAAAUGUACAGCAUAGUCCACAUCCAUUGCGAAAUUGUAUAGAUUCCAUAUAAUAUCUUUUUAAUGACAUGGAAGAAUAUGUGAUUUUUUUACGCGGAACGCAUGCCCCCUGUAGACUGAAAUCACUAAGCGCUAAUGCAAGCACUGAUCAGACUCCAAAUUAUUCGGCAAUUAGAAAAGUUUUUUAAAACCUAAUUAUAAUUCUUUCUCGAAUACAAAAUAUAAAGAAGACGUAAUUUUCUAUUAAACGACUGAAAGAAAGCAUAUUUUUGUUUAUGGUUUCUAUGAGAUAUACCUGAAUUCGCAAGGCCAUCGAAAAUCAGUGUGAAAGAUGCGUGCUACUUAAGUAGUCAUUGUUUUACAGAGUAUGGUUUCUACAGGAGAUUGAAAAGCAGUGCAUUCAAAAGCUGACAUCUUGUUGAGUCCGAAAUAUCAUAGGAUUGUGCCGCAUAAUAAUUAGUUUUGUAACCGCAUCUAAGUAAUCCUUCCAAAUCGAAAACGCAUUUCAUAAUUUCAGCCAACAUUUCAUUAAAUCGGUCACUCACUGUACAAAUAUAUGCCUAAUUGAAGUGAAGAUGCCGUUCCGGCACAUAAGAAAAGGCGAUCUCGGAAACCAUCAUUGUUUUGUUCUGACGUUUCCAAAACAUGCAAGCUUCUGUCGUUGGGGGUGAGUAUCGUACCGCACCCCACAGUAUUUACGGGGGUUUCUAUCAUGUGAACACGGCGUUAGCAGUCGGAGCGACAGGAAGAGGUGGAUGGGAGUCGUUAACCAUCAUACUUCCUGUUAGUGUUUUGUGUCUAGUGUUCAUCGCCCACAUACGCGCAGGGAUCAGUUCCGUAGCCGAAAGGGGGGGGGAAGGAGGGUGGCGGAAUGUUGUCAAUCCGCCUGCCUCUCGUUUGUGGCCGGCGUCCGGACGUUGGCGGCAAUCACCCGUAUUCACACUGACCUUGGUUGUGGCCCCGGCGGCUAGUCUUGUUUGCGUCCCCUGAACUGUCAUUUGCCUCGUCUGUGGCAAUGUUGACGACUGCGCCUUCGCCCUAUCCAGGCUGCAGUGCAGUGACGUGCGUGUCCGGCGUAGGCUCCCACGUGUUUGGAUUUCUGUUUGGUCUAUUUUCGCAUCUGCUCUGUCCUUCGUUGAGCCGGAGGGCUGCAGAAAGAGCCACCCAACGAAAAUUCUCCCCGUGUCGAUUGCUAUCCUGGAUACGCGGUCGUUUCCGCGCCUUGGAAAUUUGGCAUGACGGGAAGCGAAUGUGUGUCCAGAAUCGGUGUACUUGCUGAGCUAUCAUUUUUUGUCAGUUUAGGACUUAAAUUGCCACUAUUGCAACCGCGCACCAGCUAUUUUCUACCCUCGGGCAAAGAUCUCACGAGUUUCUGAGUGUUUCGUUUAAAAAAUUUCUAUGGAAGCACCGAUAAAGCCUCUUCAUUCAUCUUCUCUUCUCAGACUCCAAAGCUCUAAGAUAUGACCUCCGACCAUUUUGAUCAAUUAUAGUGCUGUAAUCCGUGUUGUGAUCUUACAUACUGACAGUCCUGACAUCUUUAUGUCACUGACUGCGCAUGUCUUCUUGUAGAAAACGAGGACACCUACCUGCAGCAUCCUGGGGUGCCCCUAACUCGGGCCCACGGCACUUUGUCUGGACCCGGUGUCACCGCCUCAGAUCUCAUUUCAGAAACGAGUUCUGGUGAGUUUGUUUUCGCCACUAGCUUCAAUCUUGCCGAGCUUACUGUGUUUGCGAUUGGGCAAGGCUCUAUUACACUAUCGGGACCCUAGACAUGCAGAGGUAGGCGUGUGUAAUACGGCAGCCGUGGUAAUAGGAGUUUUACACGUGGGGAAGGAGGCAAAAAGAGGAAAAGUCAGCCACUGACGCUUUUCUGCCAAUGCGUAACCCAGAAAAUACAACAGUUGUUUGAGUGAAUAAAAAUCGUAAUGUAACGACCGCGCAAUUUAAAAAAAUGAGUAAGCUAACCCGAAAACCAAACGACGCCUAAAAAGAAUGAUUAGACGGUCAGGGUCACUGAAACUGAACUGAAUAAGGUGAUAACCAAUGGGAAUGGCCUGGGACACCAAUGCCGUAGAAAGUGGGUGCCAAACGAGCAUGGUAAAGAGUAGACCAAGCAGGUACCCGAGAAGUGCGAUUAUAAGUUAAGAAAAAGAAAAGGUGUGCAAAUUUAAUGAGAAUGGGGAAAAAUCCAAACAGCGUUGCGGAAAGGAUUGAAAGUGAAAUUUAAGCUAUUGAAUCAUAGCAAAAAUGACAAUAUUUUGACGAAAAUAUCUUAAAAGUCUCGGUAUGUACCGAAGGGAUAUGAAAAUAUUUAGCAACAUUAAAUCGACCCUAACCUUAAUGCCAAAACUAACCCAAACCCUGGCCUUAACUCUAUCUCUGGCUGUCAUGCUAACCAUAGCCCUAACCUUGACCCUAGUCCAAAACCUAAUUCUAACAGUAACCAUGACUGAAGGCCUAACCAUAUACCUAAAUCCAACUCCAAGUCUAAUAUUCAAAGUCUGGCAAUGUCCGAAACACCAACCCAAAAUACCUUAACGCUAACCCUAACCAUAAACUUUAAUUCCAACCCUAAUCCUAACUCCGACUUUAAAUCAAACCCUAAUCCUAGACGUAGCACACACCUAACCCGAAACCUAGCACAAACCCUAGCCCAAAACUCACUCACAAGCCGGACAAUAGGGCAGACUCUAACCCAAAACCUAGCACUAACCCUAACGCCAAAGUCCUUUCGAGUCCGCCUUGAAAUUAACCCACAUUCCAAAACGCCCAUCAAACCGGCGAAAGCAAUCCUAGCAUAACCGCGAGCCUAAAGAUAAGCCGAAAGGUAGUCCUCAUAUUAGGACUAAGAAUAAACCUAAUUCUAACCCUACAGCUAGAAAUCAACCCGAAGCUAUCCCCAAAAACCUUAGGGCAAGCCUUUAAUGUUACAAUGAUCCUAACCGCAACUCACGAAAGCCAGGCGGAGACAAAAAAAUAAAUGUUAACCGCCUACUGAAAUCAAUUAUAGUACGAAGAUAAUAACACAACAACAAACCCGGACAACGUAAUAGGGCCCCACCUCCGAUUGUUUGUCUCAUGACUGGGUUUCCUCCGCCUAAACGUUACGACGCAUAUACCGGCAAGUAAAACAAGGCAAAUCAGAUAUCAUGGGGUUAUCUUGUAACUCUUCCGAAAGUCACUCUCUUCUUCUUUUCGCCUUGUAGGCCUCCUCUCGUCUGCCUUUGGUGCCGGCCAUCCCGUCUUCCAGAGCACUGGCGGUUUCAAUCCUUCUGAGGGCUCGGGGACUGCUAAUGCCUACUUCGGCGAAUCCUCCACAGUCUCCUCCACCUCCAACUCCUCGCAUCGCUUCGGCUCUCUACCGCCGACCUGUGCCACGGGGCUCCCUCCCAUGGCCCAGCCUCCACCAUUACCGAUGCAUCAAUCCGCCCGGAAGGCAAGCCUGGGUGCUGGUGCCGGUCGUAUUCUCUCCACUCAGAAGGAGACUGACUCCGAAGCCCCCGCCCCCCAUCAGAAACCACAGCAGCAGCAGCAGCAGCAGCAAAGAUUGUCAGUUAAGAGGACCGGUCCGUCUUCUGAGUCCAAGGCCUCCACACCGCGGAAGAACGCCUCCACGAAGAUGACCAAGUCCACCUCUGCGAACAUGCCGGUACGCGUCUCUAUCCAUUUGCCAUUGCUGCAUUCGAUGUUGUUAAGGGGACACCUCCCUAUGUACGUGCGUAUGUUUGUGUCUCUUAUUCCAAAGUAGUAGUCAGUGUCAUGACCGCAGCUAGCUCUCGAUGCUGAGACACCAGACACCGUUCUUUUUUGAAGUCCUGAGCCUCUCUCUAUAGCUGAAAGUAGCUGCAGUAGAAGUGCUAGUAGUAGCAGUAGUAGACGUUUUACUGGUGGGGAAAGAAGUAGUAAUGGAAGCAGUAGUAGUUCUGGUAGCCGCGGUAGUAGUAGUAGUUGUUGUUGUAUUAAUGGUAGUAGUAGUAGUAGUAGUAGUAGUAGUAGUAGUAGUAGUAGUGGUAGUAGUAGUAGUAGUAGUAGUAGUAGUAGUAGUUCGACCGUCGUAGCCGGCGAUGUCCACCCGGUGACUUGCGCGUGUAUUAGUUUAGUAAGAGUAGACUUGCGCUGCAUCUGCGCACUCCUCCACCUGCACCCGGUGUGAAGAGGGAGUCUAGAAGACGGGAGACAGGCGAGGAUUCAGGCGGAUGGCGCGGCCGAGCCCGCACCUUGGCGCUCCACUCUACAAUUCCUGGUCCACACAACAAUUGAUCCGGAUUUUAAUCGACAACAAUACCACGACGGGUCGGAAGGAGGAGGAUGAUUGGGCAGGUAUGCACACGCCCUACACACCCAACAGGAGCACAAGUACAUCUACCAGCAGGGAACAGCAAAUUGUUGGAGAACUUUCAGCGCAUACCAGGCGGCGAGGACCAUGGUUUGCUGGUUCUGGCAUGGGAGGCCCUUACAGACUUUUAGCCCCGGUAUAGCUAGUAGUCGACUGAAAGACGCUUUGACGAAAUUUGUAGUCCUCGGUCUUCACUUCUAUCGGAGUUCUCUUUUUGAUGGUUAUCUGCACAAAACUUUUACAACGCCCUGUGAACGAAUGUCAGUGCGCACCUGGGAUCGGGAGCUUCCUGCUGGAAUGUCGGGUUCGUAUCACGUAUUAUUUCUCUAGAGGCGAUUCUUGAUAUUCCAUAAAAGUGCCUGAACCGUUUCACGUUGCACUGACCUCUAAACCAGCUGCUAACGCAGUUUACAUGCUUCUCGGGUUUUCGUUUGCACCUUCCCUCCGCUCACUAGAUGUGACGCCGCCGGAUUACUUUCCUAAACCGCGCCUAAUUUUUUUUCUGCACAGAAAGCGAUCAGCACUGAGGAACUGACCCAAGAGAUGGCCAACCUAGACGGUCUCAUGAAGGACCUCUCGCUUAUCACUCAGAACGAAUUCGGCUGUUAA
This is a messenger RNA of Spirometra erinaceieuropaei, 10392 nucleotides long. The record is from the annotation of a GenBank genome assembly. NCBI's taxonomy places the organism in Eukaryota, Metazoa, Platyhelminthes, Cestoda, Diphyllobothriidea, Diphyllobothriidae.